AUGUUGAGAUCGGGCGCGAGGCACCCGGAUGCUGACGAUACCGCUACACCGGUAGCGUCGACGUCCACGUCAAAAGUGCGCGCCCCUGAAGAGGAGGCGCAGGAUCUGUACAAUAAACUAAAUGAGUAUCUGCUGUUGGAGCACAAGUUCCAGCCCAGAUUGUGUCUGCCUGCUGAAUCUAAGAAUGCUGAGGUGACAACGGGCGCCAGAGACGGCGCGGCCCACGUGCUGCGCUGUCUCAAAGCGUGGUACGACCUGCCACCUGAAGUUCUCAUUAACGCCAUCAACUUGUUCGACAGGUUCCUGACCAAAAUGAAGGUGCGUCCAUGCCACGUGCCUUGCAUCACUGUGUCCUGUAUGAACAUCGCUUUAGAACAAUUUGCGCACGACACCAACACCAAGAGAAGCAUUUCUGUCGAGGAGUUAGUAUCCAUCUCCCAGUCUGCGUGCACAGCAGGCGAUGUUUGCCGCAUGUCUCGCGUCAUAGUCGACAAACUGAGUCUGGUGGCUGGCUGUACUGUCUCUGCAUUAGAUUGGCUUCGACUCCUGCGUGGGAUGCUGCUGUUGCACGCUGAACAACUGGGUAUUGAGCUACCUGGUUUAAGUUCUGAACAGGAGUUGGUACAUUUGUUAGAGAUUGUGUCUUGUGAUGCUGCGUGUGUCAACGCUAGAACCAGUGAACUGACAUUAGUGUUGCUAUACCAUAAACUUGAACAACAACUAUCGGAGUGGUCUGCAUCGAACGGUGUGGAGAGUGAACACGCCUACUAUUUGUACGACUUCGCUAGACAACUGCAGGUGCAUUGCCACAUGUGCGACACGUCGCUGGGCGCGUGCCGCGCGCGCGUGCGCCACGUGGUGUCGCGCUACGAGCGCUGCGAGGCGCGCCGCGACCAGCGCCAGCGCCUCGUGUGGAGGCUCUCCGAGCGGACGCUCAAGGUACUUCGACCCACGGACCGUUUGACCUCUUUACUUCCGACCAUAGAAGAGCAGCAUUUCCAAGUUGACGUCACGCCUACCAGGAACAGAUCAGGCAGUGAGAGUAGCGAGAAUGAAGAAACAUCAGAUUGGCCGCGCAGUCCCGUCCUCCCGGUGUACUGCGACAGCUAA
Messenger RNA from Arctia plantaginis, 1110 nucleotides. The record is from the annotation of a GenBank genome assembly. NCBI's taxonomy places the organism in Eukaryota, Metazoa, Arthropoda, Insecta, Lepidoptera, Erebidae.